AUGAGCAAGCGGACAUCAGACCAGACCAAUCCACCGCCCGUCUCCUCUAGUCGAUUAACAAGCCAGCCAACUUCCAAUGCUUCGAGUCCCGGCUCAUUAGGUAGCGGACGCAUCUUUGCGCCCCCGCUCCCGGAACCCCAUUCGGCUCUUCCGGGCUAUUUGGGCUCUACAAGUUUCACUGCAGUUCUGACUGAGCAUCGCAAUGAGAUCCCCUUCGAACCCGAGGACCACCCCGAUCCCUGCCCCGUUUUGACAGUGGCGCCUGACCGCGUCCAGUCCGGAGCGGAGGUCCUGCUGUUCCUCUACAGCUUCAAACACCGGCAAAAAUUAUUGAAUCAAUUUCAUCUUCGAACAUGCAAUGCUAUCGCUCCGGAGGUUCUUGUAAGAGCUACGCUGGCGUCGAUUGAAAGAACUUUCGACGAAUUCGAUGGUCAUAAUUUAAUGCCUCGGCUGCAAAAGCUCGCCACCCAAAUAUUUCGAAAUACUUCACGACCAAUGACUUCUCACCCAUCAAUGAGUGUAAAAGAAUACUGUGACUCCUUCACCGGAGAAAAUCUUCGCUGGGAGCCUAUCGGCAAUCUUUUUUCGAUAUUCGGUCAGCAACUGGUGGCAAAAGACCAUCUUCUGGAGCAAGUCGUCGUGGCUACCACUAUUUGCAUCAACUAUUGCGAUGAAGCUUCCUCGGCCAAUGAAAUUCUAGCCUAUCUUCAGUACAAUGAUAUCAUGCUACGGACUCAACAAUACGGAGAUUCAAACUAUCAAGCGUGGCGUCGUGUAGGUGACCUAGUUGCCACGGUAUAUGCUGUCGGUCUUCAUACAGAUGGGGAGGAGCAUACCCGCCCAUUCUUUUUGCGCCAGUGGCGAAAGGGCUGUUUCAUCUCUGUCUUCUACCUGGACAAAAUGCAAGCCAGCUUUUUUGGUCGACCACCUCUAAUAAACUAUCGUUAUUGUACGAUGGUGCCCCCUUUAGACUUGAGUGAUGAUGUUAUCAUCGAAGGGGGUGACGCUCUAAACAAAGCGAUUUCGGAGCUUGACGGCAAUGGAUGGAAUACUCAUGGAGCUCGCUACCGAAUAACUCCUUCACUACUACGAUUCAAAAUGGCAAUUUGCAGAGAACAAACUCUUGAGCUGGCGCUUGGAACUGAUCAACCGCAGGAUCUGGUACAGAAAACACAGGAGAUCAAGGAAAAGAUAUGCGAUGUUUGGGAGUCUACUCCAGAUCAAAUUCGUUAUGAUCGCCGAAAGAACGAUGAUUUUCACGACGCCUUUCUGACAAUAGUCUACAUGUAUCUCAACUACCUCUACACAUGCUUCUUGCUCCAGAGGACCUUGAUAAAGUACACGAACACUGGGCAAGAGGAACUUUGUGAUAUUUCACGUCAAACACUGGCUAUUGUAAUCAACCUUACCUCGGCGCGCCACCCCAUGGUAGACCUCGACAGACAUUAUUCUUGGAUAGCCCUCUCAUAUGGUCUUCCCGCUGCUAGUGUUCUUCUACUGGAACUAUUACACCAGUCCCACAACCCUGGCCCGCAUAAUGUGGAGCUUCCUCGAUCUGAACUCAUUCGGAACUUAAGCGUCUUUAUAUCAGUUCUGUCCUGGGUGUCACGGCCGGGCCAUGGAAACCACCAGGCAUGUAAGGAGGCCGAGAAGAAGCUGUCGCGAAUCCUCGACCAAUUGCUCGACCCGCAGCCCGUCCCCGCAGAAAUGGUGCAUGAUGUUACUUCCGGUCUGUCCAGCUUUCUUGACUGGUCGAAUUCCAACGCCUGGGAUUUCAACACGGAGUAUUUUUCCGCAACAGAUGCGUUUGUGCAGUGA
Penicillium manginii is the source of this 1818-nucleotide messenger RNA. Its product is annotated as putative C6 transcription factor. The record is from RefSeq and is a predicted model, not a curated record. Gene Ontology annotation, molecular function: zinc ion binding; DNA binding. NCBI's taxonomy places the organism in Eukaryota, Fungi, Ascomycota, Eurotiomycetes, Eurotiales, Aspergillaceae. Gene Ontology annotation, cellular component: nucleus. Bases 1 to 1818 code for a protein of 605 amino acids. Gene Ontology annotation, biological process: DNA-templated transcription. The transcript has 6 exons.